AUAAUCUAAGAAAAGAAUCCUAAUUGGAUAAUUUCUUUUCCUAACGAUUUUCUUAUUAAAAAAAUCCAUAUUAUGAAAAAUAGGGAAAAAAAGUAACAUUAGGAAAUAAAUAUUCGAUCAUGCCUGUGUUCUGAAAGUGAAGAUCUCAUUUUUAACUCUCAUGUUAGAUUCAUUUAACAUUCAUUAUUUAUUCCGUAAUGAAAUCGCAUCACUCAUCAGCAUUUGAGCAGAACGUAUAAUAAUAAUUUAUUCUUGAUGAGAACGAACGGGAGAAAUAUAUACAUACUUUCUCGUAACAUGUUUUAAUAUAAUCUCACACACAAAAGAAUCAGAGAAGAUUGAACAGUAAUCAUAUAGAUUCCAAAGGAAUUAAAUAGAAAGGCCAAAAGAAAUAAUUUCACGCUAUUGUUAUUUUCCACGCAAUGUCGACAAAACUCGUGUUCAUUAACUUGAAAUAGUCGCACUUCCAUUGGAAUCUUCUCAGUCAAAAUGUAGACUUCACGAAAACAGCAUCUUUUUUUAUUGCAAGAAAACUGCUCUGUGAUUUUUGUGUUUAAAAACUUAAGUGCCUACUGGACAUAUUUAAUUUGAUAAUUAAAAAAAAACUAUUUGUGUCGAGAGUUUUUUUUAGGAUUUAAUUGUGAAAAGAUUUUUUUUGGACAAUGUUACUUAAAUCUUAACAUGAGAGUUUUUAAGUUUUCAGUGAUUGUGAUUUUGUAGGGAAUUUCAGCUUAAUUCAGACAAAAUGAGGAUCUUUUGGUUUAUAGCCACUGAAGCCUUUCUACUUUCCAUUGUUUUUGCAAAAACCGAGGAUCCAAAAAGACUCGAGGACUUGACGACCAAAGAAUCAAUUUCAUCAUCAAAGGUGAAUUCCUCAGGAGAGGAAACAUUUUCAAAUCAACAAACUCAAGAUACGGAAAAAAUACGAAAUGUUCGACACACGGAAAAUAUUUUAUCGCCAAUUUUUGCCGAUCCUCAUUGGCCCACAAUUGAGAGUCCAAUUUUUUUCGACACCUCACUGCAAGAUAAAGAAAAAACUAAACUCGUUCUCAUUGAACCUUUCUUUCGUGCGAAAAAAGUGGAAAAAGGUUUUUGGGGCUGGUUGAAGAAAAUUUUCGGCGACAAUAAUAAGGAUAAGGAGAAAAUUGGUCAGGGACCUUUAAUUGGUCCUGUUAAAGUUCCAGGAAUGGGUGAUAAUGUCUAUAUAAGAGCAGCGGAUUCGGAAAAUGAAGCCAAUCAUGUUGUUAUUCAUUUGAUGAUAAAAAAUCCCUUGGAGAAGGAAAUAAAAUUCGAGAGUCAUUUGCCAUUGAUUAAUUUUGACACUAUUCAUGAAUUGCCUGGGGAAAGUUCGAGUUAUCAAACUAUUGUAUCGCCUCAUUUUUCCCACGAGGGUCUCUUUGAUAAAUCUCAUUUUCCAGGUGUUGUUGCCACAGAAUGGUCGUCUGUUCCAUCAUCAUCGAUUCACAUUCCAUCGGUGAAGGAGAAUUUUUACGCCAAUCCAAGUUUCUUCCGUAAACAUUCGACUGUGAGUGAGGGUUCUGAAUUAUCCGCUACUCCGACGAAAGAAGUCGACGAGGCUCAGCAAUUCACAGCCUGGGCUCAAACGCAACAAUAUGGUUCGCCUGGGGAGAAUUACGGAAAUCUCGGACAGGUUUCUUUCUAUGGAUCAGAAGACAAUCGUCAAUUUUCGUCAGCUCGUGAGGAUAUCAAUAAUCUUCAGAGAACGCAAAAUUCUGGUUUGGAAAUCUCUGAAAAUAAAGAAACACUGCCGCUCUAUCCACCACUAUUUAAUUCAUCCUUCGGACUGGAUAAUUCAAACAACAAAAAUAUGAUCUACGUGACAAAUAAUCGUGACACCGGCAAUCAGAAAUCCUCAUCUGGACCAAAAAGAGAAUCACAACCGUAUCCCGGACUAGGCGCCUAUAAAACCGAAUUUAAAAUUCCUACACUAUUGGAAAAUAUUACACAUUCAUUUCCUCAAGAGGAAUUUAUUUCCCAAGUUGGAAUUCAAGAAGUUGAAGCACCAAAUCUCACUCAAGCUGAAAAUAGAGGAAUCUAUCAAUUCCAAGAAAUUGACAACGACAAAUUGAAAAUUGAAAAUUCGAAAAAAAUUCGCAACAGUCAAUCGUCAGAUUAUGGAAAUUAUGGUUUAACGGAUUCUAAUAAUUCAAAUGAUACAAUUGAUUCAAAUUCGAGUACAAAUGAAACUGACGAAGCCCUAAAGACAAUUUCCGCCUCCUACCCCUGGGAAUAUCAAAUCCCAAGGGAUAAAUUCACAACUUUAAAACCAAAUAUUUCCCAAAUUAAUUCGAAAUCUAAACAUUCAAUCGAUGACGUGAAGAAAAAUACACGAUUCAGAAGUAGAAAUAGAAAUCGAAAUCGUGGAGCACCAAAUCAGGAAGAAAAAGAAAAUUUCCAGAGUAAAAUUAAAAAGGAAAUUAAGGAAUUUUCCGAGAAUGGAAAAAUUGAAGAAGAAAAAAAGGAGGAUGAAUUAGAGAAGCCAUUGACAGCGGAGAAAGUUAAGGAAUUUUUCAUUAAGGAAUCGAAACGAUUUGAAGAAGUGCUAAAGACAGUUGAGAACGAAUCAAAAGCAAUCGAGGAGGAAACAAAAGAAGUAACUUCAGAAAGUAAGAGUGAUAAAAAUGAAUCGAAAAUUGAAUCAGAAAAAGUUGAGGAUGAUCAAAACCAAGAGUCGAAAACUGACAAAAAAGAGUCAGAAUCGAGAGAAUUGGAAAACAAAAAAGAAAACGAGGAAAAAAAGGAAAAAAAGGAAGAGGAGGAAAAUAAAGAAAAACUGGCAAUUGAAGAAAACUCCAAAAUUAUUAAAGAAGAACUAGACGCCGUAAAAAAAGAUCUAAAGGCCGUGAAACAAGAAUUAGAAAUAUCUCGGGAAAAAUUAAAAAACAAAAAUACUUUUCCCUCCAACGGGGAAAUAUCACAAAACAAUACAACGAAUGAACAAACAAAAGAUUUAAAAGUUAACACCGAAAAUCUAAAUCUAAAUCAAAAAUUAAAAUCCAUGAGAAAAAUUCCAAAAAUAGAAGAGAAGACGAAAUCGACGAAAAAAGAGACAAUAUCGGAUAAAUUAAAAAACUUGGAAGACGAUAUACCACUGAAAAUGUUAUUCAACACAAGGGAAAAAUUACCCCAAGAAAAGGAGAUCAGCGAAAUAAAAGAGGACGAGGAGCACAAAGAAAGGGAAAAAAUAAAUCAAAGCACAGACGCACCAGAAACUGUUAAUAAUUCAAGAUUUAGAAAAAUAAACCGAGAGAUGAAAAAAUACAAUAAAACGAAUAGAUUUGACCUGAAAAAACCAAAGAUUUCCAUUCUUGAUCCACGAUUUAAAAAUAAAUUACAAAAUAGAACCAUUGCAGAAAAGGCAAAUAAUUCUACAGGAAAAAUUGAAAUUUCUUCAAUAAUAACAACAACACCACGAUCGCAUAUUACGAGAAUCUAUGGAAAAAAUCGAGCGGCCGAAAAAUUGAAAUUAAAAGCGAAAAAAGAGAAGAUUGCCGAAUCUGAGGAGAAUAAGAAAAAUAAUAACAAUUCAAAGGAGAGUUUAUUGAAACUGGAAAAACCGAAAAUACGAAUUUCUAAAUUUACACCAAGAACAAGAAAUUUUAAAGCCAAAGCAACGAACUCUUCGGAUGAGAUAAAAACUGAGAAGUAAGGCAGAAAAAUAAAAAAAGAAAUAGAUAAAUAAAAAUUUAGCGUUUGUAAUUAAAUUUAAUAAUUAGUAUUAAUUAUUUCCCUUAGAAAAAUAAUUAAUGCUAAAU
This is a messenger RNA of Leptopilina heterotoma, 3776 nucleotides long. RefSeq names its product probable WRKY transcription factor protein 1. Lineage: Eukaryota; Metazoa; Arthropoda; Insecta; Hymenoptera; Figitidae. The record is from RefSeq and is a predicted model, not a curated record. The transcript is spliced from 4 exons. The coding region runs from base 746 to 3670 and encodes 974 amino acids.